Messenger RNA from Drosophila erecta, 569 nucleotides. RefSeq lists its product as uncharacterized. Bases 69 to 506 code for a protein of 145 amino acids. The record is from RefSeq and is a predicted model, not a curated record. The transcript has 4 exons. Lineage: Eukaryota; Metazoa; Arthropoda; Insecta; Diptera; Drosophilidae.
CUUUUCAGUUAUUUUCAAAAUUUUUUCCGGACUUCAAAAAGUACCCAGCCGCCCAGUCGACCAGGCCAAUGAUAAUGUCCCAAUUUGUGUUCUGGAGAAGCGAUCCCAAAAAGAAUCAGCUCGAGCAGAUCUCGCCCAUCUGGAAGGAUUUGAAUGCAACAUUUGUGACCUUCCUCAGCUGGAGUUGGCUUAUCUACACCUUUUCCGCAUUGGUCAUCAUCGUUUGCGCAUAUUUUGCAUAUUGUGAGCGCUGCCGGAGAACCGAGUCACUGCGACGUCGACGGGUGAUUCAAAGAGCUCAAGAGCGGCCCCCACAAAAGCGACGACCGAAUGCGGCUUAUCGGGAUCACCAGAUCUAUCGCCACAUCAUCCUCAGCGUAGCCAAGUACAUGAAGAAUCCGGAUGGCAUUCGACCCUUUAUAGAACACAUGGAGCAGCUAUAUCCACUUAGGCAUAACUUGGCCGAUCAGCAGCAGGUGGCCGAACCAAGUGCUGGAGAAGAUUAGUGAUCCAGGGGGAAUCUUAAAACCACUGAAGUGCUCUUACUUUUUCUUCAACUACUUUUACUU